UUUUAUAAAUAUUAAGCGGCUGAUAUAUAAAUAUAAUAGUUACUGUUUCAUGCUGAGAUUGUUUGUUUAUACAAUCGUAUUGCCAAAAUAUUGACAACAACAAACCCGAUACAUAUGUGCACACCUUUUUACGUGGAUGAAAUGCUCACCAAUUAUGCACAGUAAAAAUACCGUUUGUUGGCAACGCGAAAAUGCAAGCUGUCAAAAUCAACUGCACGUGUCAAAGUUUGUUUUCGUUUUUCAAGCUCAGAAGCGUAGUGCAGUGGUUUUUUGGCUUUUAACAUAGAGCCAAAAUUAAAUUAAUAGAUAUAUUCUGAAAAUAAAUGUUAUUCUGACAUCCACGCAAUAAAUACUUUAAAUACGCAACAAUGAAGGUUAAAAUGAUAAGUCGGAAUCCGGACCAUUAUGUUCGUGAAACCAAAAACCAAAUUCACAAAAUGCCUAGAAAUUAUGAUCCUGACUUACAUCCAUUGCAACCAGUGAGAGAGUACGUGCGUGCACUGAAUGCUACCAAGCUAGAUCGUGUGUUUGCAAAGCCUUUUGUAGGAAAUUUAAGCGGUCAUCGUGAUGGUGUCAAUUGCUUUGCCAAACAUCCCAAAAUGCUGUCGAAUUUAGUGUCAGGUGCUUACAAUGGUGAAGUACAUGUUUGGGAUCUGGCAAACCGUGCAACUUUACGUAGUUUUGUUGCACAUGAAGGAUUUGUACGUGGCAUUACUUACGGAAGUAAUGGCGAUCGAUUUUUUACUGUAGGUGACGAUAAAACUAUAAAAGUAUGGAAAUCAAAUGGACCGGAAAUUGGAGAAGACGAAGAACCGAUUAAUACAAUAUUGAGUCGCACUAUCAUAACUGGGAUUUCGCAUCAUCGUAAAAGUGCUACAUUUGCAACUUGUGGAGAAGUGUGCACAAUAUGGGAUGAAAAUAGAAAUGAUCCAUUAAAAACACUAAAAUGGGGUGUAGACACAUUACACGCUAUUGCGUUUAAUCCGGUUGAGACUUCAGUGUUGGCUUGCUGUGCCAGUGAUCGUAGUAUUAUUUUCUAUGAUCAACGCGAAUCAAAUCCUUUGCGUAAAAUGGUGUUAACAAUGAAAAGUAAUAAAUUGGCGUGGAAUCCAAUGGAAUCAUUUAAUUUUACUUUAGCCAAUGAAGACUGCAAUCUGUAUACAUUUGAUACUCGACAGUUGAAAUCCCCAAUCAAAGUACAUUUUGAUCACGUUUCCGCUGUUACUGAUGUUGAUUAUUCACCUACCGGCAAGGAGUUCGUUUCUGGAAGUUAUGAUAAAACAAUACGUAUAUACAAUUCACAUCACAGUCACUCCCGUGACAUUUAUCACACUAAACGCAUGCAGCACGUUGUUUGUGUCGCUUGGUCAUUAGACAAUCGCUACAUUUACUCUGGAUCAGAUGAAAUGAAUAUACGUAUUUGGAAAGCUAAAGCAUCAGAGAAACUAGGUGUCAUACGUCCACGCGAACGUGCUGCAUUCAAUUAUCAGGAAGCACUUAAAGCAAAAUUCGCAGCGCAUCCACAAAUUAAACGCAUUGCUCGACAUCGUCAAGUACCAAAGCAUAUACUGAAUGCACAACGCAAAAUGCGCGCUAUCAAAGAUAAGGAAAAACAAAAGGAAGCCAAUGUACGCAAGCAUUCAAAACCCGGAACUGUGCCUUUUGUACCAGAGAAGAAGAAGCAUGUUCUGCGCGAAGAUGUUUAGAUCUGUCAAUGCACUAUUUUUUUUUUGAUACCUCUAUACGAAUAAAUCCAAUUAAAUUAGUUA
Messenger RNA from Teleopsis dalmanni, 1769 nucleotides. RefSeq names its product DDB1- and CUL4-associated factor 13. The transcript has 4 exons. NCBI's taxonomy places the organism in Eukaryota, Metazoa, Arthropoda, Insecta, Diptera, Diopsidae. Gene Ontology annotation, cellular component: small-subunit processome; nucleolus. Gene Ontology annotation, molecular function: protein binding. Gene Ontology annotation, biological process: maturation of SSU-rRNA from tricistronic rRNA transcript (SSU-rRNA, 5.8S rRNA, LSU-rRNA). The coding region runs from base 369 to 1706 and encodes 445 amino acids. The record is from RefSeq and is a predicted model, not a curated record.